CGCUAGUUCGUGGCGUUAGUCGAUGAGUGGAAGCUGUAGCGUCUAGAUCGUGAAGUAGUAGAUCGCACACCGUACGUUCAGUUGUUUUGUUGUCAUUUCGUGUCUGUGACCUUCCUUAUCCCUCCCUCCACGAACGACCAUGGCAUUGCGAUUGGCGGCCUCUUUUUAUAACCCUUCGGGGUACGGGCGAGCAGUAAGAUGGUCUAGCAGAUGUCUGCAGACGAUUCGCUACCAAUCGACCGAACACCGGCAGUGCACCGACGGCGGCGAUCAGCAUGAACGGCGCCAGAGCUACGUGCACCACAUCGGCAGCAAACCGCUCGUCUAUCGGAACGUCGGUCAGCAUCUUCGCAUCGCCGCGGAACGUUUCCCAAACAUCGAUGCGGUCGUAUCCUGUCACGAAAGCACCCGGCUUUCAUUCUCGGCCGUCCUGGACAAGGUAGAUCGACUUGCAGCAGCAUUCUAUCAGCUUGGGCUCGAGAAGGGCGAUCGCGUUGCUAUCUGGGCACCGAACGGGAUCCUUUUUUACCUCGCCAACCUGGCGGCCGCCCGUGCCGGUAUGAUCUCGGUUGGUAUCAACCCGGCGUAUCAGAUACCGGAACUGGAGUACUCGUUGAACAAGAUCGGUGCUAAAGCGAUCAUUGCACCCGAAGGAUUCCGGCAGGCGAAUUACUAUGGCAUGCUGUCACACAUUGCACCGGAGCUGGCGUCCUCUCCGCCUGGUCAACUGACCAGCAAGACCGUUCCUUCGCUCAAGAGUGUGAUCAUCGAUAGCGAGAAGAAGUUACCGGGUGUGAUCAAGUUCAGUGAACUAUUUGAGCUGCCAGGUGAACGGGACAUCGGUGCAAUCGAGCGGCUCCAGUCGAAGAUCUCCCCGGAUGCUGGCGUCAAUUUGCAGUUCACCUCGGGAACGACGGGUGCUCCCAAGGCGGCCCUUAUGUCACACUUUGGAUUCGUCAACAAUGGUCUGCACAUUGGCCAGAGGAAUGAGCUGGACCGGAAGGAGCAUCGCAUGUGCGUCCAGGUGCCACUGUUCCACGCGUUCGGUAUGGUGAUUGCCAUCAUGACGGGCAUUUCUUAUGGUUCCACCGUUGUACUGCCAUCGGCCGGCUUUAAGGCAGCAGAUUCAUUGGCCGCCAUCAUGCGAGAAAGGUGUUCGGUGAUCUUGGGCACACCGACGAUGUACGUCGAUCUGGUGCGGCGUAUCGUUGAAACGGGCGCUCAGUUGGAAACACCGGAAAUAGCGGCCACCGGAGGUGCCACCUGUUCACCGAAGCUCUUUGCCGACAUCAAGAGCGCCCUCGGAGUUCGGAAGGUGAAGACGGUGUUCGGUAUGACGGAGACGACGGCCGUCAUCUUUCAGUCGCUGUUCGAAGAGACACCCGAAGAUGUCCAGCAAACCGUUGGCCAUGUAACGGAUCAUUACGAGGCGAAGGUGAUCGAUAGGGAGGGACAUACGGUACCGUUCGGGACAGCCGGUGAGCUGUGUGUCCGUGGGUAUGGUACGAUGCUCGGCUAUUGGGGAGAUGAAAAGAAGACGAAAGAAACGAUCGAUGUCGAUCGGUGGCUGCGGACCGGUGAUCAGUUUAUGUUGCGUGAGGAUGGAUAUGGUAGGAUUGUGGGACGGUUAAAGGAGGUUGUGAUUCGUGGAGGGGAGAACAUUUACCCGAAGGAGGUCGAGGACUUUCUCAACACGUACCCCAAGAUUCUGGAGGCACACUGUGUUGGAGUGCCGGAUGAGCGGUUAGGAGAGGAACUGUGUGCGUUCGUGAGGCUCAAGGAUUCCUCCGAGACGAUCGACCGGGAAGAGCUGAAGCGGUUCUGUGAGGGGCACCUGGCGUACUACAAAGUGCCACGGUAUGUGCGCGUGCUUAACGACCUCCCGAAAACGACCUCCGGAAAGGUGCAAAAGUUUAAGCUUGUCGAACUGUUUACGAAAGAGCAGCAAGGUGUUAGUCAAUAAAGAAGGUAUAGAGA
Molecule: messenger RNA, 1977 nt
Organism: Anopheles aquasalis
Lineage: Eukaryota; Metazoa; Arthropoda; Insecta; Diptera; Culicidae
Gene: Acsf2
Product: Acyl-CoA synthetase family member 2
Biological process (GO): fatty acid metabolic process
Molecular function (GO): medium-chain fatty acid-CoA ligase activity
Source: RefSeq, a predicted model, not a curated record